Molecule: messenger RNA, 841 nt
Organism: Cuscuta campestris
Lineage: Eukaryota; Viridiplantae; Streptophyta; Magnoliopsida; Solanales; Convolvulaceae
Source: the annotation of a GenBank genome assembly
ACGCAAAUUAUCAGAACCCGUUCUUGUUCUUCUUCUAUUGAACGCCGCCACAAAACCCUCUUCUUCUUCGAUCAUCAGAGUCCGCCGCCAACCCUCCUCUCAAUGUCCGAUUCUGCAACGCCGGCGACAGGCGACAGACUACGAAGGCGCAGUGACUCAAUUCAUGGAGACGGUCGGCGAGUUCCUUCGUCGAUUCAACAUCAACCGCCUGAGGAGGCGGUGCUCUGGCGACGGUGAGAGAACUCCGGCGAAGCGCAGCGGCAUUCGGCGACUUCCCUCCGGCGACGUCCAGUCAGCCACUACCAUCUAUUCCGGCGAACCAGCCCAGACAUCCUGCGGUUCACCUCUGCUCUGGCGACUGAACCAGCGGCGAGAAUUGAGCCAGCGAAAUCCGGCGAGGAAUCUGGUGGCGAGCCUCUGCUCCGGCGAGAAUAGCGGCGGCGGCGUCUAGACGGCAGACCAGUGACGGCGUCUGGGCAGCGACUCCGGCCAUAUCUGCGACUGUGGUGACCCAGUGUUGGCCGUGAACAGUUCAAAUUUGUGACAGUCAUUGUUGAUCAACGGCUUACUUCUAGCGCUUUCAGGUCAAUUUCAAGAGAAGAAGAGAGGGAAAGACAGAUUACAGAGCUAGGACUCGGCUGAUCAAUCAGGACAAGAACAAAUAUAACACUUCGAAAUACUGCCUUGUUGUUUGAUUUGUAUGUGCUACAAACUUUUUGGUUUAUUUACCUACUGUGACUUUUUUCAGUUUGUGGUGUUCAUCUUGAGUCUUUUCAAUUUUCUCAUUUUGUUUAUGUUCAUUUACUCCAUUUUUAUUGUGUAUUAAAUGUUUUUCCGAUGU